AUGGACAACAGACAAGAAACGGGUAUCAAAAUCGAUAACUAUCCAGCAAUCAAGAAAGAAAAUGAAAGCCAAGAUGUUGAACCAACUAAGAACACGAACGAAACACUCCACGACAAUUUUAAUCAAGUGAACUCGUCGUUUUUUAUAUUCGGGAAACUUCCAAAGCCUUGUGCACCAUCUACUGGUUCACCGUGUGAAAUGACAAAGAUGGUAGCUAUCGAUAACUGUACCGAUAAAGUUAAGAAUCUGCAAUGUCCUGAACCAACUCCCAAAUAUACUUCUGACUCUACGAAGAGCUUCCGCAAACCGUCUCCUGUCAGAACUAACUGGGAUAAUUCUUCAAAAAUCAAAGAAGAAUAUUCCGGUAAGAAGGGAGAAAAAACAAGAAGGAAGGAAAAAUCCAACGACGCACCGAGCCUUGCUGAACCAUUCAGCGAAGAUGCUUUGUCGCGUGAUUACAUAGAAAACCAUGACACCAAGAAGUCGGAAGAGAAGAAACCAAUUUUUGUUUGUCCCAAGGUUGAAGAGAAAAAGCCAGCGGAGAAGCUUUCUACGGAUGAAAAGAAAGUAGCAAAAGAGGAUGUUCGAGAUGUCUUAUCGCGUGAUUACAUAGAAAACAAGGAGACCCACAAACCGAAAGAGCCAUUUUUUGUAUGUCCCAAGGUUGAAGAGAAAAAGCCAACGGAGAAGCUUUCUACGGAUGAGAAGAAAGUAGCAAAAGAGGAGGUUGUUCAACCAUGUGUGGCAAACAAAAAAUUGGGCAGCAAACAAGAAAACGGUGUCAAAAUCAAAAACAAUCUGGAAAUCAAGAAAGAGAAAAAGGAAAUAGUAGAAAACGAAGUUGAUCCACCUAAGUCCACAUACGAAUCACUUUACGAGGAUGAGUAUCAAUAUGGUCUGUCCUUUUUUCGACAAGCAAGAAUUCCAAGAUCUCAUCCACACUCCACCAGUUCACCACGUGAAACGACAAAAAUAGUAGCUACGGAUAUCGAUAACUGCACCGAUAAGGUUAAGAAUCUGCAAUGUUUUGGAUCAUCUUCCGAAUCCACUUCAAAGUCAACUGAAAGUUCCGACAAACCGUCUGAUGUCAAGAAAAACUGGGAGGAUUCUUCAAAAAUCAAAAAAGAAAAAACAAGACAGGAAGGAAAAACCAACUACACACCGGACCUUGCUGAAGCAGCUCACAAUGUUAUGCCUGGAAAUUAUUUCGAGCCAUACAGAGAUAACAAAAAAGUUCUAUACCAGCCACAUGGACCCUCACCAGCGAAUUACUCAGAGGAAUGGUGA
Caenorhabditis briggsae is the source of this 1287-nucleotide messenger RNA. The transcript has 4 exons. The coding region runs from base 1 to 1287 and encodes 428 amino acids. The record is from RefSeq and is a predicted model, not a curated record. Lineage: Eukaryota; Metazoa; Nematoda; Chromadorea; Rhabditida; Rhabditidae.